Amphiprion ocellaris (clown anemonefish) is the source of this 5008-nucleotide messenger RNA. RefSeq lists its product as uncharacterized. Gene Ontology annotation, cellular component: membrane. Gene Ontology annotation, molecular function: signaling receptor activity. Lineage: Eukaryota; Metazoa; Chordata; Actinopteri; Pomacentridae. The record is from RefSeq and is a predicted model, not a curated record. Gene Ontology annotation, biological process: adaptive immune response. The transcript has 4 exons. Bases 2365 to 3060 code for a protein of 231 amino acids.
CCUGUUCUUAAGUUGUUUUAAAGGUCAGGCAGGUCAGGAAAAUAAUAUCAUCACGUGUUAUAAAUGGAUUAAUCAUAAAGGAUAAACGUCUGAUGGAGCUUUGACAUCAAUAAAUGUAUCUCAGUCCUGCCAUCUACUGGACAAGUGACACCAUGGCGUGUUGUUAUGCUGUAACAGAGCAGAUGAAGCACAUAAAAAAUGAAUAUUGUAGUUUACACAGAGCUGAAUAGACAGCAAUGGCACCGACAAAUCAGCAGAAAAGGUUGAAGAAUACAGUUUACGCUGCAGCAAUUAACAGUACAAACAGAUGUCUGUUUCUAUUUCGUGUUUGCACCCACAGAUGUAAGAAGCAGCAAGUUCAAUUGCUUACUUUAGAAGAUGUUUUAAAAAAAAAACUUUCUACAGAGUACAUGUAUAUAUUUAUACCUUAAUUCAAGCUUUGUUUGCAUUCAAAGUUAAUUAAAAACACCAGCAAUUUAAGAAUUACAUCAAGUGUCACAGCUGAAAUGUUUACAGUUAAGAGCUCUACCUUGAAUUAACACAGCAUCAAGUUUCAAAACUUCUUGGAGUGAUAUACCUGAAGCAUAUCUGAAAGCAAAAGCAGUUCUCAUUGUUAGGGCCUGCAUGGAAAGUCAGUCUGCAGUUGGUUUUAGAUGCUGUUUAGUCUGCUUCAAAAACCUGAUAACAUCUCUUGUUUUUAGCAAAAACAUCCAGCCAUCUUUAUGCGUGCAUGCAAGAGUUCUGCAUUACUGAGCAAGUGAAAAACAGACUUCAAAGAAUAGAGUCACACUUGUUUUUAAGCAGACCUUUAGUCAGUUGGUGCUUCCAAGUGGGUUUAAAAGAGGUUUGACAUCAAUGCAAAUUUCUAAGCAAGCCUGAUAAAUUAUAUAGUGCAGAUUAAAUUCAGGAUGAUCAGGUGUCUGUAGUCUUUUUUAUAGCAGAGUCAAUGAAAUGCAGUCUCACACUAUAUUGUAAUUUAUGAGAGAUGUGGAAGGAAACAUGCAGUAUAAUACUUGUCUAGUAUUAGUGCUGGUUAAUGCAUCAUGUGAACGCCCCAGAGAAUCAUCCAGGUUUUGACUGUUGUUAUAUUCAUAACCUCCACCAGAGGGAGAUCUUACUUAGUGCACCUACACUUAACCUUUCCCACAGUAGAGGGGCUCUUUGCUGGCUACAAAUUUGAGGCUGCUACGCUGCUAUAAUAUUCCAGUGCCAAAAUGCUUAGAAAGACCUGAUCAAGAUGGACAGGCAGGUGGACAGAAGGAGGACCAUGUGGAAGAGGUGGAUCUGAAAGGUUAAUGAAUGCAUUAAUAAAGGCUGAUUUAUUGGAACAACAGGCCUUUAAUAAAACAGACAUUUUGACUGGUCCUGGUAGGAAAAGUACAGGUUUUAUUUAAUUACUGGGUUUUUGUUGACAAUACAAUAAUACUGACAAUGACAAGAGCAACACCACAAAUGCAUUUGUAAUUUCUUUCGAAUAUGCUGGGCUGCACAGUGGAUCAGUGGUUAGCACUUUUGCCUUGCAGCUAAAACAUCCCUGGUUCAUGUCCCGGCCUUCCCGCAAUCUUUCUGCGUGGAGUUUACAUGUUCUCCCUGUGCAUGUGUGGGUUUUCUCUGGGUUCUCUGGCUUCCUCCCACAGUCCAAAAACAUGCUGAGGUUAGUUGGUAACUUUAAAUUGUUCAUAGGUGUGAAUGUGAGUGUGAUUGUUUGUCUCUAUGUGUAGUCCUGUGAUGGACUGGUGACCUGUCCAGGUGUCCUCUGCCUUCACCAUAAGUCAGCUGGGAUAAACUCCAGCUCCCCCACGACCCUAAUAAGGAUUAAAUGGUGUAUAGGUAAUGGAUGGAUGGAUGUUACAUGUGUUUCUAUAUUUUGGAUUCACAUUGGUUAGUGAGACAUGUAACAGCAACAGCAAUUCAUCUUUCCAUUUAUACAAUUUAAGAAACUACACUUAAGGGUGGAGUUACUAACAGUUCUAUAUAUGAUGCAAAAUUAGAUAGAGAAAACAAAUUCAUAGCAAUAACGUGAACUAUAACUGUGUUUAUUUUUUUUUUGUUUGUUUUGUUUUUUUGUUUGCUUUUUAGGUCAUUUUUUUCCAUUUCUGAGGACUUCUUUAAACUUAAACUUAUCUUCCAUCUACACAUUUCCAUUGUCUAGUUUUCAGUUUCAAAACAUCAUAGCAACUUAGCAAGAUAAAGGUCUGAUCACUAUCUAAGGAUCAUGUGUAAAUAUCUGAAUGCAAAUGAUUGUGUCUCACAGGAUGCACACUAUCCCACAUCAAAACACACAGGAAGCACUGCUUGCUGUGCUGCACUGUCCGUGUAUUUAGUUUACAGUAUGUGAGGAACAAAGGUAAUCACUGAUGCAAGAUGAUACUCCUCUGCUGGUGCAUAAUGUUGCUCUGUCUUUCUGUCAAUUCAGAGAGCGUCAUAAUGUGCAAAGAUCCUGGCGGGAACGUCACUUUGAAGUGUUCUUCUGAAAAAUGCCCCCCACUCAUUACUGGAUAUGUUGCCAUGUAUCUGUAUCAUGAACGUACUGGACAAGAAGAAGUGCUUUACUAUAGCAAAGGAUUCAGAUCACCUGACAAUGUAGCACCACGGCAAAGAUACAACGGCAGGAUUCAGACAACAGGAUCUUUUAUGAGCCACAGCAUCACCAUCAGCAACCUGACUGUAGACGACACUGGACUCUACAGCUGUGUCUACGCAAAAGAAGUCAAGUAUCAAGUAAAAUGCGACGUCUAUGCAGUUAUUGUGACAGGAGCAGCAUCAUGCUCGACCACUGCUGAGGAGAAAAGUCCACCACUGGUGUUGAUCAUCACUGCCGUCUGUAUCACUGCUGCCAUCAGCAUGUUGGUGACUCUGAUCUUCAUCCUUGUAAUUUGGCUGACGGUGCAGCAGUGCAGACGCAGCAGAAGAAUAGCAAGAAACAUUCAGUCGCUCUCCCAUGACUAUGUUUAUGAAGUUAUGACCAAGAACGGCUUCCAUCCUGAUGCAGCUCAAGAGGAUUCAUCACCGUAUGAAUUCUUGGCUUGUCAGACAUCUUCUUCCAGAGGGUUGGUUUAAUUUUUUUGUAUAAUGUUGUUUUGCAGGACUCAAUUUACUCAAAAAGUAAUUUUAAUCAACAUAUAUGAGAAAAAAGAUUAAUUCCGGUAACAGAGUCACCAAACUCAAAUGAAUCUUCAUAUUAUGAUGUAUUUUACAUGCAGAGAGUACAAUAGCUGUACAACAGUAAACAAACUAAUAAAAUAAAAUAAAAACUAUAUGAUGAACAGUCAAGAGAUGUUAAAAGAAGUAAAGAAGGAUUAAUAAGUCACUGGAGCACAGGGGUUGAAAUUUGCACAAGUCUGAGCAGUCAGAUUACUGGUUUGUUUGACAUUAAACACAAUCAGUGUGUGCUUUUGGCUUCUAUGAAUAGCCAGAAAGAUCUGGGGCAGAUUUUCAUGAGGGUGUGAAAGUGUGAAACUGUGCAUGUGGGCAAAAACCACACACCUAACAACGAGUGAUCAGAACAGAUGUGUGAGUGGUUUUCAUGUCUGCAUGCAGAACUCUCACAUAAUAUAUUAAUACAAAAAUAAGGAACAUGAAGAAUUUUUGUUGUGUAGCUGGUGAUGAUAAUGUUAUCGUAAUUAAAUGGUAAUGUUGUUAAUAGUGAAUAUUGUGAGAAAAGCAAUGAAUAAUGUUUCCAUCUAUUGUGGUCGCUGUUUGCUGUACUUUUUAAUGCUUUUAUAGCUGUUGUUUUUUCUCCCUGUAAAACAAAGCUACUGACUACCAUGAAUGCUUUUUAUAACUUGCGACAUUGAAUGCAAUUUUUUUGCAAAUAUUUGGAAAGAUAAACAAUGUCAGAAGUGACCUUAAAAAGACUACACACAUUUGGGCUUGUAAGCAAAAGUAGAGUAUUUAAUACUUAAAAAUAGAAAUAUACUUAGCAGCGCUAUUGAUUUUCAUCUUUCAUUCAAAAUCUUCUCACUUUUAUGGCACUGUCAAAUAUGUUUGUUUGGCUUAAUAAUAAAUUUGUUUGUGAGUAAAGGGCAGGACAAAAACACAGCCCAGAUAUACACAAGCAAUAACAGUGAAAGUAGUUUGCGGUGUUCCUCCCACAGUGUCGAAGGCUGUCUCGUUUUAACCACAGCAGUCUGUUAGUAAUGAAGUAUUGUCAGACUGAUAUAGUUCACAUGAGGCCCUUUACCAGGAACAUAAACUGUAUAGAAAAGAUGAACGUAACUUCCAGGUCUGAAAAGUCAAAUCAUUGUGGAAGUGAAUUAAACAUGCAUUCUUUCUCAUGUCCAGCAGGGGGCGACUCCUCUGGCUCUAAAAAUGAGUGUUACUGUAUAAGUCUAUGAGAAGAUCACUCAAUUUUAAUGUUAAUUUUUUCAUGAUUUGUUACAUCAGUCAACAUUUUUAUAAUUUGUUUAUGGACAAAGUUGUGAAUUUUGAGACUUUUUGAAUGGUACUUCUUGUUAAUUUUGUACAUUUGCAUCCUACCUAAUACUAGUAAUACCAUUGCAUCUAUCAAUCUCUUGAGUUAGUUCAGUUAUUUCCUGUUUUUUGCGGUAAAAAUCCCUGUCCUUGUGUGUCUCUUGUUGUUUUACUUCCUUCCUUUGUCUGUUUACGUCCUCUUUUGAUUGCCAUGAUCAGUUUCACCCAUGUCUUGUCUCCAGAAUCAGUUCUCUGCAUAUACGCUUCCCUAUGUCUUCCACAGUCUUUUGUCAGUUUGUCUUGUUUUGGCUCCUGAAUUUAAUGACAACUUACCACCCAUUUGUCAACACUGUUCUCAUUUGUGAUCCUUGUCUGAUCCUGGUUUGUAAAACAUUGAUUUCUCAAGCCCUUGUUUGUGCAUUUUGUACAUUUUUGAGUUUCUUUUUUUUUUUUUUUAUUAAAUGAUUUUAUAUUUUCUUGAUAUUCUCUUUAGACAUUUAGUUUGUGUUUUGAUGUAUCAUCAGCUGCUCUCUGUUGUUCCUUCAGCUCGUGUUAUCUUUUUGGCAUUAGAAUAAAGUUUUCUUUGUUACUUUCA